This is a messenger RNA of Peniophora sp. CBMAI 1063, 774 nucleotides long. NCBI's taxonomy places the organism in Eukaryota, Fungi, Basidiomycota, Agaricomycetes, Russulales, Peniophoraceae. The record is from the annotation of a GenBank genome assembly.
AUGACCAUUCAACCUCUCAUCUUCUACGAUAUUCCGGGCACUUCAUGGGACAAGAAGGCAUGGAGCCCGAAUUGCUGGAAGGCUAGGUAUGCGUUGAACAUCAAGGGUGUACCCUACAAGACCGUUUGGGUCGAUUACCUCGAAAUCGAACCGGAGUUCAAGAAGGCAGGCAUCGCGCCUACGGGGACGAGAGCAGGGAAGGAUCUCUACACAUGUCCCGGCCUGGUAGACCCUAAUACCGGCGCUGCAAUUGCGGACUCACUCGCGAUUGCUGAGUACAUCGAGAAGACGUAUCCUAAUCCGUCUACGCCGACACUCUUUCCGCCGGGUACUCGAACGCUGCAGCUCGGCUUCCGUGAUGCAUUCGAGCAACGUGCGCGUGGCAACAUGGUCAAAUCGGUCCUACUCCAGAACAUCGCCCAAAUGUCACCGGAAAGCAACGCCUACUGGCGCCGCACGCGGGAAGAGUCCGUCUUCGGUAUGGCUCUGGAAGAUGUCGUGCCACCCGGUGCGAAACGCGCUGCCACCUUCCGCAGCAUCCUCGACGGUCUGCAUGCUAUCGGCCAGUGGAUCGACGCCGGCGGAGAGGAGGGGCCGUUCUUGAUGGGCAAGGAGCCGUGCUUCGCGGACGUGGAUAUUGCUGCGACGCUCAAGUGGGUGAUGUUACUUGUUGGGAAGGAGGAGGAUGGGCUUUGGACAGCUGUGGCGAAACUUGAUGGUGGAAGAUGGGUGGCGUAUGCGAAGGAGUUCGAGAAGUGGGAGGCAUGCCCAUGA